AUGGCAUUCAAUGGAAAGUACGAAUUAGAAAGUCAGGAAAACUUUGAACAACUCAUGAAAGCUCUGGGACUCUCAGAUGAAGUAAUUAAGAAAUAUAAAGACCUAGGCAACAUUGUUGAAUUUGUUCAAAAUGGGAAUUCAUUUCAAACCUCUUAUAAUUAUGGCAGCAAAGUGAUUACCAAUGAAUUCACUAUUGGACAAGAGAGUGAGUUUGUGUUAUUCACGGGGCACAGAGUCAAGGCUUUUGCAAAACUAGAAGGUGAGAAUAAGCUUGUUAUCACAAUGGAGGGAAUGAUGGCAGCUAUGGAGCUGAGUGGCGACAAAAUGAUUGAAACUCUGACCAAUGGAGAAAUUACUGUAAAGAAAAUUAGGAAAAAGAUUUAA
Carcharodon carcharias (great white shark) is the source of this 384-nucleotide messenger RNA. RefSeq names its product fatty acid-binding protein 1, liver-like. Gene Ontology annotation, molecular function: fatty acid binding. The record is from RefSeq and is a predicted model, not a curated record. The transcript is spliced from 4 exons. Gene Ontology annotation, cellular component: cytosol; nucleus. The coding region runs from base 1 to 384 and encodes 127 amino acids. NCBI's taxonomy places the organism in Eukaryota, Metazoa, Chordata, Chondrichthyes, Lamniformes, Lamnidae. Gene Ontology annotation, biological process: fatty acid transport.